UUCUUUUUCCUUUAUAUUUAGACAGAUUCCUCUAUUUUACAUCUCCAAGAUUCAAUUUGUAAUCUGAUCGAAUCUAAUCUAAUCAAAACACAGUAAUCUAUUUUACAAUUUCAAUAUUCAAUAAACAUGAAAAUAGAUGAUAUAUUCUUAAUAAGACAUGCUGUUAGAAGUGACUUGUUUACCUAUAAUCAGUUGUUACAAGUCUUGAUUCGAUUAGCCACCCUAAACCCCAAUUCAAACACUCCCCAUCAGCCAGAUAAUCUCAACUUCACCCACUUGCUUCAAUUCACUGUUUCUUUUCUAAAAAAAUAUAAUAUCAUUAACACCAGCUUCCAAUCCAUCAUUGACUGUCCGACUUCUUCUAACAUAUCAAAGAUAAUUUCUCUAUUGAAAAAAUUAGAUUGUUCUUUUCAUGGUGAUUUUACAGCUGACUUGAAAGUUAUUAUAGACAGCGCUAACAAUCUUUCUGGUAACACUACCAUUAUAAAUGCAAUAAACUUUCCAUUAUUAGAUUUUGAUCAGCUAGGUCUAUUACAAUCUUACUCUAUUUCAAAUCAAAUCGUUGAUGUAUUAUUCACCAAUAACCAAAACACUGAGAUAAAAUAUAAUUUUGUAGUGCAUACUUCUCCUUAUUUAAGAUGCAUUCAAACAUCUUACUAUUUAUUAGAACAUCUAGCUUUUUUAUUAAACCACAAUAACAAUAUUACAAACUCUACUUAUUCAUUCACAUUAAAAAUCGACUCUUUCUUAUCUGAAUAUCAUUAUGAUAGUAAAUUGGACGAUGAGAAUAAUUUAUUUAGUUCAAACAAUAACAAUAUUAAUUCAGAAAUAAUAUCUUCUGCUCUUCAAUUCUUAUCUAGUAUACCAAAGAAUCAUAAUAUAACUUUUGCUUUCAAUUGGGAUCCAAACAAAUUUCAUAACCACUAUCUCUUUAAUGAAUCACUAUUACAGUUUAAUAUUAGAUGCUAUAAUGGAAUGUUUAAUUUAUUAAAUUACUAUUCAGAAAAAAUCAUUGAUAUUAAAGAUAAUCCACCUCAAAAAAAUAUUCUUUUACUUGUUACCCAUGGUGCUUUAAUUAACAAUUAUUUAUCAAAAUUUCUAGAUAUAGAUAAUAUAGCUAAAGUUAAUGAUGAUAUCAUUAAUUCUAAUCUUAGUUUUAAUUUUAAUUUCAAUUUUGAUCCCAAUGUUAAUGAUGAACUCGGUUAUAAAUACUUGGAUAUUCCUUUUGCUUCUUUAAAUUAUUUCAAGAAUUGUUCUACUUCAAAAAACCAUGAAAACAAUUUGUGGUUUUUAUCAUUUUCAUCUUCUCCAAUUCCCAAUGUAAUUUAUAAUAAUUCUGUUGAUAUUUACAAUUUGAAAAAGCAUUAUAUAUCAAAAUACUUCAAAAAUUUUAAAUUUAAUAAUAAUAAUAAUGAUAAUAAUAAUAAUAAUAAUAAUAAUAAUAAUAAUAAUAAUAAUAAUAAUAAUAAUAAUAAUAAUAAUAAUAAUAAUAAUAAUAAUAAUAAUCAUAACCCUAAUAAUGAUAAUGAUAAUAACGAUGAUCAUAAAGAUGAUGAAAUUAGAGACAAUUAUAAAUAUUCACUGCCGAUUAAUUACAAAACCACAAAUCAAAAUUCUAAUCGGUUACUUGGAGCAAUUAAUUCUCAAACUAACACUAUUAAGAACCCUAUAUUUGGUGGAUUUAAAUUCAAUAUAUCAAAUUCAAUUGAUAUGUUUAAUGAAAAAACAAAACAAAUGAAAAAAAAACAUCAUAAUCCUAAUCUGAGACAGAUUUCUUCGAUAAUUAAAAACAAUACUGAUAACAAUAAAAAAAAAACUAGAGUCCUUGAAAGCAAUUCGAAUAUUGCUAACGAUUUGUCUGCUUUUAUAAAAAAUGAGUCCAAGGAUUUGAAAUCAAAUUUUACUAACACAUACAAUAGGGAUUAUUUAUAUAAUAAUGCUUCUAAAUCUUUUCAUAAAACAAAAUUAAAACAGGAACUUCUUGGAAAGGAUACUGAUUUUGGUCUUGAAAGUUUCAAUUUAUUAAAUAAUUUUAAAUUUAAUUAUAAUAGUAGAUCAAUAUCAAUGUCAGCCUGUGGAAACAAAGUUUAUCAAGAUGGGGAUUGUAAUUCUGAUUCUGCUGAAAAAUGUUUUGUUAGAAAUAAUUUGGGAAACCAAACAAAUAAUACACCUAAAAGAGAUGAAAAUGAAGAUAAAUGUUAUAAAAAUAAUAAUUCCAGUAAUGAAUUUUUAAAUGUAAAGGUUAAUAAUAGAAGAAGAUCUAAAAGUGCUGGAUUUUAUAUUCCUGACAGUGAUAAUGACAGUAGUAGUGAAUCCGAGUCCGAAUAUGAAGCAGAUGAAUACGGUAUUUCCAAAAAUCAAAUUGAAGUUUCCAUUUAUCCAAAAAAUAUCAAUGUUGAUAAUCUUGAUAAUUUUGAUAAUUUUGAUAAUUUUGAUAAUUUUGAAAAUAAGGUUAUUGAUUCUCAUUUGAACUCAAUGACUUUGCAAAACCAAAAAAUUCCUGAAAUUAACAUAAAUAGUAAUGGAUUUGAAAGUGAUGAGUAUUCAAUUAUUAAUAAACUGGAAAAUUCAAAAAAUAGUAGCAAAUCAUCAAUUGCAAGCUCAAAUUUUGGAAAUUACACCCGAUUAGAUGAUAUUGUUGAUUCUUCUGCUUUUUGCAAUGGUAGUCAAUCCGACACUAAAAAUAAAGUGCUUGAGAAUAAAAAAAAUGAAAAAUUUAAACAAAGUUUAAUUGAAAUCAAAACAGAAAUUAAAAAUAAAGAUAAUUUAUUAAAAAGUUUGAAUUCUUUGGAUCAUUUUGUUAAUUCAAAUAUAAGUGCAGGUGAAAUCAAUAAUAAACAGAUACUUAAUAUUUAUUCGUUUUCUGAUUUGACGUUUAAAGAUGAAAAAUUGAUAGGCUUAAUCGAUUUCACUUCAUCCAAUGACAAUUUUAAUAGUGAUACGAAUGAUACUAAUGAAGAAUUAAAUGAUAUAUUUGGUACAAGUAUUAACGAUGACUAUCAUAACUUUUAUAUAAACAAUAACAUUUCGAGAAACCAAGCACAUUUGAAAACAGAGAACGAAAAGGAAUCAGAAAGGAUUAAUAUUAAGAAUCAACUAGUAUCAUAUAGUCACGAUAGUAUAAAUAUCGAUAAUUACAAUAAUGAAGGAAUGGAAUUUGUUUCAAAUGUUAGUAGCAAAAAUUCCGAUUUUUCUGAUUAUUGUUCUUUGACUGAUUUAGAAUCUAUUUCAUCACAGGUAGUACUUAAUUCGGAUUAUAAUACUGAAGAUGAAGAGGAUUUUGAUACUAGUAAUAGAAAAUCAAAUGAUAGUCAAUCAAAUGAUAGGCGAUCAAAUGAUAACAAUAGUGUUGAUUUAGUUUCACUUGACAGCAAUAAAGGUAAAAAUGAGAUAAAAGAAGUUCAUCUAAAAUGUAUAAAUGAUAAAGCUAGCGAUUGCAAGAGUGAAAAACCAGAACAGCUAAAGAAAAAUAGAAUGGAAAAUAAAGAAGAGCAUAAUCAUGAAUUGGGAGAAAAUAUUAAAGAAAACAGUAUUGACAAGCACUCAAGCAUGGUGAUUGUUCCAAGUGAAAUCAAAACAAAAAGCAAAUCUGUCAGUAAGGCCAAGAUUAUAUUGAUUAGCAAUAAUAAUAGCACUAUCAAGCUAGAUCUUGAAGAAUUCUCGAGAUAUAAUAAAAACGAUGACGGUUUGAAUGAGAGUGAGAUGUCAAAAAAAAGAAAAAAAGCUGGAAUUGAAAAGAAUUACACGCUAGCAAAAAAUGCAAAAGAAGCCAGUGGAAAAGAGCUGCAUGGCAGCAAAAGAAGAUACGCACCCAGAAUGGAUUUGAGAGUGACGUUGGUUCCCAGUUUGAGUGACAAGCAUGAGUAUGUAUUUGUGUAGAGAUAAGCGCGUGUGAAUGCAUAAACGCACUUGCGCAUGAAAUCACGUAUAAUUACUGGCACGUGUGUUACUCACCCGGUCGAAUGGU
Molecule: messenger RNA, 3967 nt
Organism: Ascoidea rubescens DSM 1968
Lineage: Eukaryota; Fungi; Ascomycota; Saccharomycetes; Ascoideales; Ascoideaceae
Exons: 1
Coding region: 127-3879 (1250 amino acids)
Source: RefSeq, a predicted model, not a curated record